Messenger RNA from Penicillium atrosanguineum, 264 nucleotides. RefSeq lists its product as uncharacterized. The record is from RefSeq and is a predicted model, not a curated record. The transcript is spliced from 2 exons. NCBI's taxonomy places the organism in Eukaryota, Fungi, Ascomycota, Eurotiomycetes, Eurotiales, Aspergillaceae. Bases 1 to 264 code for a protein of 87 amino acids.
AUGAAGUUCUUCAUCGCUGUCCUCGCUCUCGCUGCCACCGCCAUUGCCGGUGAGUCCGCUGGCUCUUGCAAGAGCGACCAGAGCAUCGUCUGCAAGGACAACGGCAACGGUGGUCUUCUGACCCUGGGCAACAUUGCUGGUGGUGCCCUUGGUGAGGAAUGUACCGGCGGUGACGUCUACUGCUGCUCCGACAAGGACAUCAAGGAUAUCGGUCUUAUCAACCUUGAUGUCAAUGCUCAGUGCAGCUUGAACCACGUGCUUUAA